Lactuca saligna is the source of this 2767-nucleotide messenger RNA. The record is from the annotation of a GenBank genome assembly. NCBI's taxonomy places the organism in Eukaryota, Viridiplantae, Streptophyta, Magnoliopsida, Asterales, Asteraceae.
CGUAAAUAGAUAAUUAAUUAGAUAACUAGAAUUUGAAACAUUAGAAUCCUAUUAAAACACUAUAUCUUCUUCUAUUUGAGUUUUAUCGAACUCUUUGUAUAAAUUUACUCUUUACACCAUUGAAGGGUUUCAUCGUUCAUGAGAGAGUAGGGGACAUGAUAUCAUCGAGGAGAGGACAAAAACAGCUUGUUUUUUGACCCAUCAGCAGUAAAUCCACCGCCCUUUCUUUAAAUUUUAGUAAUUACCCAAUUCGUAAUUCGAGUGGAAAAAUCAAAAACCCAAAGAUUCUUGAAAAUCAUAGAGUGAGACAAACGGCAACAGGGGUUAAGUAAACGAUAAAAAAGCAAGUUUCUUAUAGGGAAGAACACACGGUCGCCAUUGGAAGACUGCAAAUCCGACGAAGUUUUAAUAAUUUAUAUCGAAAUUCUGAUUUGAUGUGGUGAAUUGAAUAUUGAAGAAAGUCAGGAGGAAGAUCGGCUGAACUUUAGGCUUUUUUUAUCAGUUUGAUUUGAUGAUCUCAAGAAUUUCAUUGUCUUCAACUUUUCGUUGAUCGUUUCGAAGAAGUUCCCAAUUUCAAGAACAGAGAUCUACCAGGUGCUGUCAAUUGUCAAAUUCCUGUGUGUCUCUCUUUAAUUUAAUUUAAGAAUUAAGAUCUUCGUGACUGCCGGCUGUCCCAUGUGCCUAAUGAUGUCCGCUUCUUUUUAUGUUAUAAUAUACUUUUUAGAUCCCUGUACCCAGGUUCAAUUAUUGACUUUUGCUCUGUUUUCUACGUUUCGAAUUUCAAAUUCAAAGGUUUCGGUUUCUGAUCUUUGUAAUUUGAAUCCAAUUUCAUAUAUGCGUAUUCGAUCUUUCUCGCCCAAACUUAUAAUCACAAAACAAAGAAGAAUGUUAUUGAUUGGGACACCCCUCCAUCAUCUUUCCUGAGCCAGAUGUUUCUUGCACGCAAAGUGUUUGUUCAUAUGCCAACGCGAUUCUUUGUGCCUGUCUUCAUCUAUUGAUUUUUAGCAUCCAUUCGAGAAUUACUUGCAACCAAAUUGUUUCUUGUUCUUGAGUUGUAAAUAGUGAAUCAGAUUGAUGUACAAUGCAGAGGUCACGUAAAGCUCUUCUUUCAAGAAGAGCUUUGGGAAAAUCUACUUUUGGGAAAAAUAACUUUUAUAAGGUUUCAUUGUCUCUUGCUGUCUUUCUUUGGGGGCUUUUGUUCCUGUUAAAUUUAUGGAUCGGCCAUGGUGAUGGUUAUAGAGAUAAUCCUGAAGAUCUUCCAAAUGAUUUAACAACAUGGGAUGAAUUCAACCAAGAAUCAAAUAACUCAUCUUAUUGUUCAUUAUCAUCAAACGAAUGUCAAUCCACAGGUCUCGAUUCAGAAACCCUAAUCGAAAGUGAUCAAAAGGAGGAAAUUAUCAGUCAAGAUCCUGAAUUUGACCAAAAAGAAUCAAACCCUUUACCAAAAAACCCUUCUAAACCUGAAAAAACAAGAUCAGUCCCUUUAGGACUCGAUGAAUUCAAGAACAAAGCUUUCAACACAAAAACACGCCCUUCAAAUGGAAAUUCAGUAAGCAUAAUCCACAGAUUAGAACCAGGUGGAGCAGAUUACAACUAUGCAUCUGCUUCAAAAGGUGCAAAAGUUUUAUCAAGUAAUAAAGAAGCAAAAGGGGCUUCAGGAAUUUUAACAAUAGAUAAAGAUAAGUACCUUAGAAACCCAUGUUCAAGUGAAGAAAAAUUUGUAGUUCUUGAACUUUCUGAAGAAACCCUAGUUGACACAAUCAAGAUUGCUAAUUUUGAACACCAUUCAUCGAAUCUUAAAGAGUUUGAGAUUCUUGGGAGUUUGGUUUACCCUACUGAAACAUGGGUAAAGCUUGGAAAUUUCACAGCUGGAAAUGUGAAACAUGAACAAAGAUUCUUUCUUAAAGAGCCAAAAUGGGUGAGAUAUAUAAAGUUGAAUCUUUUAAGUCAUUAUGGAACUGGGUUUUAUUGUACUUUGAGUUUUGUGCAAGUUUAUGGGGUUGAUGCUGUUGAAAUGAUGCUUGAGGAUUUGGUUAAUGUUCAAGAUAAUAAAAAGUUUGUGAAUAAAGAAGUUGAAAGUGAUUUGAAAAGGGAGGAUAAUGAUAAGGAUAAUGAUUUGUUUGAUGGAAAUAGAAUGGAAGAUGAGGAGUUUUUGGAGGAGGGUAAAAAUGGAAUUCGGGCAGUUAAGACAGUUGAUGUGCCUGACCCUCUUGCGGAAGUAAGGCAACAACAAGCGGGCAGGCUGCCCGGGGAUAGUGUCAUCAAGAUUUUGAUGCAAAAAGUUCGGCUUUUGGACAUAAAUUUAUCGGUUUUGGAGAGAUAUCUUGAUGAAUUGAACAAUAAAUAUGGACAUAUUUUUAAAGAAAUUGAUGAAGAAAUUGGAGAGAGAGAUGUGAUUAUGGAGGGAAUAAGAACCGAUUUGAAGAGUUUUCAUGAGAGCAAGGAGGCCUUGAGUAAACAGGUUGAUGAUUUAGUUUCAUGGAAAACACUCGUAUCACUUCAACUGGAUGACAUCACAAAGACCAAUGCUUUCCUCAGGGCUGAGGUGGCAAAGGUGAGGGAGAAUCAAAUAAUAAAGAGAAUUAAAAAAAAUCGUCGUAUUCCUCCCGGCCACACCACCGACAUUUCCUUUGACGGCGCCAAACCACCGAUGAGCAGCAACCUUCCCCUUUGGUCUCCGCCACCGCCACCGACAAUAACAACGCUAGAUCCGACCAUCGACAAUGGCCUUCAACUUCUUCAUAUCAGGUCUGUAAACUAUAAUUGA